Molecule: messenger RNA, 5190 nt
Organism: Ostrea edulis (European flat oyster)
Lineage: Eukaryota; Metazoa; Mollusca; Bivalvia; Ostreida; Ostreidae
Exons: 3
Coding region: 3619-5001 (460 amino acids)
Source: RefSeq, a predicted model, not a curated record
UUUUUUAAAACGAAGCUGUGACACGGGACAUCCGUUUUUAAGGUCAUCUCCGAGGACCCGUGACAUUCACAUCUGAUGCCGAGCGUUUAGCGAUGGAACUGUCACUAUCUCGAACCCCGGGCCUUCCGCAUGCGAACGCUCUAACCUCUCGGCCACCGAGGCGGUUAAAAAAUAAAUAAAAUCAAUUGUAAGAAUUGACACAACUAGUACUGUUGUUGAAUUCUUCAAAAGAGUCCCGUGGGGAUCCGAGUUAGAAUAGGUCCUCGGUACCCCUUGCUUGUCAUAAGAGGCGAUUAAAUAGGGCGGUCCUUCAGAUGAGACCGCAAAAACCGAGGCCCCAUGCUCGAAGGCCGUAAGCGCCGAUCAUAGGCCUAAAUUUGGCAGCCCUUCACCGACAAUGGUGACGUCUUCAUCAUCAUGAGUGAAACAAUCUCGAGAGGGACGUUAAACAAUAUACAAUAAGAAUUUAGAAACAAUGAAUUGAUAUGUGAAGUUAAGAUUGAGGGACCAGAAGAAUACUCACUCCCAUUGGUCGAGUCACAGACACCAAAACACUGCUUUUACCUAAGCUAAACCAUUUGUUUAUUACACUACCAAAUCCAGAUAAAGAUACCUUGUUUUUUCUGAAUAACUUUUUUUAAAAAAUUUAUAUGGAAUUCAAAGAUUGACAAGGUCCAGAGACAAAUUGUCACCCAAGAUUACUUAAAAAGUGGCAUAAAAAUGGUUGAGGUGAAAUUUUUUUUACAAUGUCUUCAUAUUACUGGGCUGAUACAUUAUCUUGUUUUCAAAUACAAAGUUGAAAAAUUUGUAGCAAUUAAAUUAAGUGAAGUUUUGAAAUUUGACAGACUUUGGGGAAAACUAUUUUUGAUCUGUAACCUAGAAUAAGAAGUAUUCAACCAAUAAUGCUGAACUAGUAGUGUGAAAGAGUGUGAGAAUGUAUAAAAUGAUUAAUAUGUAUCUUCAUUACUAUUACUGAUGAUUAUGUGAAUAUCGAAAAAGAAUAAAUAAAAAAAAAAAAAGAGGGAAAAGGCCUACUUAUACAAAGCGCUUUCAAAUGAUCAACGACACGAACAACCAGAUUGUCAAUUUUUCGAGACGACAUGUCCCUUCUCCAGGGCAAGUGAAAAGAUUUAAAUAUGGCAAAUAUUAACGCAACGACAAAAACUACAUAUAAAUACACCUAGCAUUAAAUAUACAAACGUAUUUACACCGCAGACUACAUGUUUUUUGGUUUUUAGGCCUGCCAAUGAAUGCUAAGUGCGGAGCGAAGUAGGGCAUGUCCUAUUCCUCCAAAGAGCUGAUCCACAAUCUGAUUAUUGCGCUUUGUAUAUAUAUCUAUCUAUAUCGAUUGUUUUACGUUCCGUCGAGAGUUUUUUCAAUCAUAUUGAAAAGUACCACAAAUUUAUACCUGGGUCAUUCUACAAAACUUUACCAAUUACUGUCCCGAAAGUAUUUGAUGAUUAUCUGAACUAAAAAUCUAUUAAAUUUUACGCUUCUUCGUGAACUUGAAACUCUAAUGAUCUAUUCUUAGGAAAUACGAGGGGGGGGGGGAUUAGAAAUCAACAAUGAAAUGAGUUUUAAAUUACGUUUUCCUUUGCAGUAAUAGAUCUGGGGUUUGUCCCUAUCCCAUUAAUCGAUAUAUCAAUUGCAUUUUCACCCAAGUUUUCGUGUUUUUUAAUAACUUGUUGAUUUCAUUUUCUGUACACAUAAUCUAUUAAUAUGUAAAUCUGAUACGUAAAAGACACAAUUACAAUGAAAAAUAUAAAAAAAAUCCGCAUGUUUGUUGGUGUCCCUUAUUCUUUUGUCAUGACCGAAACGUCAACGAAAUUCCAAGAAUAUAUGCGAGUUAUCGAACUUACAAUGCACUCUUCAUGGAAGAAGGAACGUUUGUUUUGACCUAAUCUGGAUGGCGCGAGUUUGCAAAGACAGCAUAGAAGUUGAUGAUGAAUAUUUGACACGUAAGUAUUAUUUUUUCAUCCAUACCUUAAAUAAACAUCAGGACCGUAUGUAGAAUAAAAGAAUUACGCGAAUUUGAUUUUUAAAAUAUGUUAGAAACAUUGGAAGAAUAUGUUAUUUUACCUAUAUACAAUAUGGCAUGCUUGCCAUUUUUAAUGUACGACAGCACAAUAGCGAAAUAACUUUAAAAUGUCAUUACCGUAACGGUCAUGUACCGUAACACGCUUCUGUUACGGUCUUGACAUGAAUGUUACGGUCAUGAUGUAGAAAUCCCAAAUUUCAAAAAUAAAUAUAAUUUAUCUUUAUAAUUAAACAUACAGAAUAUGCAUUGCACUAUUUAAAAUGUUAAAAUGAAUAAUUUAUGCAAAAUCCAAAAUAAUAAGAAGAACAGAUAAAACUAAAGAACUGGGUCGUCGAAAUGUACAUGUUUAUUCAAUUUAUUUUUACUUUAACAGAAUCCCGGAAAGAGUUAAACAGCGCAGACUUAGCACUUGCCAGAGUUGAACGGUUGUUCUAUUCUGCCCUCAGAAAAGUUCACAGUGACGGUUGGGGGACACAUGUGUGCGAUCUCCAUGACGCACUGCUGACAUCAAGAGACAUACUUAAACUUAAAGGAAAACAGGCAAAGCAAUGGUUUUGUCAGGAAAAGAGAGAGCUGCAUUGUGGCGCCAAUGCCAAAGAGCAGACCCUGUUCUUUAUGAGCAGUACAAGCAACAAGAGCGAGAAAGAAACAAGAAGAGAAAAGAAAAAGGGGACAAAAACAGAAGUAUUCAAGAAAUGUCAGCAAGGGAUCAAAGGAAAAAAAAGAAGGAGUGCACAGACAAACAAACGAAAACGAGACAAGCAACUGAUAGAUUGUUUUCCAGUAACACCACCAACAUCACCACCACACGAUUUAGCUGCAGUUGUUAAUCAACAGGGGAGAGUAAAUACAAUGCGUAGGAAUGGACGGGAAAAAAUAAAGAGAGACAGAGCCAAGGUCUACAGAACGAUUGAAAAGCUUAAGGUAAAGCUGUUCCAGCAGACUCGGCUACUACACAAAAUGGAAAAAGAGAUACCAGCGGACAAAAAACAACAUUAACUCAGAUUUACAUAAAAGGGUGGAUUUUAUAAUCAAAAGAGGAGAAACAAAGAGAGAUCUGAUGCUAUAUCAGACGAUUACUGAUAGAAUUAGAAAACGGUACACAAUGGCAAAAAGUAACCAAGAAAAACGCCAAAUAUCAAGCAUUGUUUGUGCAUACCAGACCUUGAGACGCUACCGUAUGGGUCGGUAUGCUCAACAAUCUCUAGGGAUUUCUGUCCAGAGAAAGAGUCAGAAUAGAAGAUGUAUAAAGGUGACCACGAGGACAAAGAAACUUGUAUGCGAGUGUCUCAAUCGUGAUGACAACUCAAGGAUAAAAGCUGGAAAGAAGGCUACAAUAACUAGGAAGGGAAUAAAGAGGCAGAUACGCUUAUUGAACUAAAUUCCUAACUGAGACGUCCUGCAAAAUUUCAUAUAGUUUAAUUUGUCGUUUCAAGCCCUUCAACAUUCUUCGACCUACUGCAAAGGAUCGAGAUACAUGUCUCAAGUUAGAGAAAUGUUUUCACGAGAGAGUAUUGAACAAUAAAGAUGUUGAGAAAGUUCUGCAAACAAUUACAUGUGACAUCGAGAAGAAGGAGUGCAUGUACAGAGAGUGUAGAGUUUGCGGUAGUGGAGAGAUAACAUUUGAUCAGAGCAUUCAUUUGGGAAAGCAAGUUUCCUGGUUUACCUGGAAAACCAAGCAAGUUGAAAAGGAGAUCACGAUGCAUGGAAAUACAGUCCAGAAGAAAAUGACAGUUACAGCAAAGGAGAGUGAAUAUGGAUCACUUGAAGUUCUCCAGGAAGAAGUGAACAAGGAUAUCAAACGCCUCUCCAAGCACUUUUUUAACAUCCGGCACCAAUACCGCACUCUGCGAUACUUGAGAGAAGACUUAACAACUGACGAAAUACUAGUUCAUAUUGAUUUUUCAGAAAAUUAUAACUGUAAAUAUUCGAGCGAAAUUCAAAGCAUGCAUUUUGGUUCCUCCCAAAAGCAAAUUUCACUACAGACUGGUGUGGCUUACUCAAAAGGGAAAGUUGUGUCGUUUUGUACUGUGUCAGACUGCCUUAAGCAUAACCCAGCAGCCAUAUGGGCCCACAUGCACCCUGUACUGGAAUAUCUAAGGAACGAAACGAAUGCUACGGUUAUACAUAUCAUUAGCGACGGUCCAACAACUCAGUACCGCAACAAACAGAACGUUUACUUGUUAGCUAACAAAGUGUUCAGUUAUGGUUUCCGGUGUGCAACUUGGAAUUUCCUGGAAGCAGGGCAUGGAAAGGGCGCAGCUGACGGUAUUGGGGUUGUUGUAAAGAGAACAGCUGAUGCUUUUGUCAACAAAGGAGGGGAUAUUACAAAAGCAAGUGAACUCAUGACUGCCUUGGAAUCGUGUACAUCAAUUAAAUUGAUGAUGGUUUCUGAGUUAAACAUCAAGGAUGUAGAAGAGGAAAUCCCACUAUCGGUUAAACCAGUCCCCAGAACAAUGCAGUUACACCAGAUAUUAGUCCCUCAACAAGGAAUGAUCAGCCACAGGCCACUUUCUUGCUUUUGCUCUCGCCCAAACUUAGUGUGCAACUGUUUCCAGCCUGAGACGGCGUCUUUUCCCGUGCAGUCGGAUUUUGAUGUUAUCGAUUCUUCAUCUCCUUCAAAGGAAAGGGAAACUGAGCCUGUUCGUGACGCAAAUCAACUUCAGCGAAUCGAACUGGUGGAUGAAAGUCUCAUAUCGCAACACUGUGUUGUUAAGUAUGACGGCAGGGCUUAUCCAGGAGUCGUAUUGGCAGUUGAUCAAGAUGAUGAAAUCGAAGUAAAAACCAUGCACAGAGUAGAACGUAAUCGGUUUUUUUGGCCAAUGUCUGAUGAUUCCCUAUGGUAUCCCAAAGAGAAUAUUAUAACCCUUCUGAAGAAUCCGCCCAGGUCAGUUACCAAAAGGCACGUUGAAAUUGAGCCGGCCAUCUGGAUGUUAAUUGAACAGGAAGAAGAUGAAUUUUAAAUUGAUGACUUUGCAAUAUGAUUGAACUGUUUGAUUUGAAUUAAAUACUGUUUCGUGUUUGUUAACAAUGUCGUUAGUAUUGUUUCAUUUCUAACACAAAGACCAUAAUUUGCAGUGUCAAUUGACUAUUUCGUCAUGACCACAACAUUUCUUCUUGACCGUAACAAAUUGUCCUGACCGUAACAUGCG